AUGUCGGCACUAUCCGCAUCCAAGCAAAAGCGCCUCGCCGCAAAGGCACUCAAGGACGCCUCCAAAAAGUCCUCCACCGCCUCUUCACCCGCCACCACAAAUGGCCGCAACACCCCCGCCCCUCCAGAGCCCUCGGCCGAUGAUGUCGAUGCCCUCAUCCCCGGCCUCAACGCCAUGGAGGUCGCCCAACGCAAAGGCGGUGACCGUACCUCGACCGGAAUCCUGACCUCCCAACCUCUCUCGCGCGAUAUCAAGAUCGAGUCCUUUUCUCUCCGUUUCCACGGUCGCGAGUUGAUCUCCAACACGGAUAUUGAUCUCAAUUUCGGACGUCGCUAUGGACUCAUCGGUGCCAACGGAUCUGGAAAGUCGACGUUCCUCGAGUGUCUUGCUGCCCGUGAGGUUCCUAUCCCCGAGCACAUUGAUAUUUAUUUGCUGCAAGAGGAAGCUGCUCCCUCGGAUCAAAAUGCCAUCGAGGCGGUCAUGACCGAGGCGAAACACGAGGUGGAGCGUCUAGAGAAGCAGGUCGAGGAUUUGUUGGCAGAGGUCGACGGAGCCGAUAACCCACUGUUGGACGACAUCUACGACCGUAUCGAGCAACUGGAUCCUGCCACCUUUGAGACGCGUGCUGCAACGUUGCUUCACGGUCUUGGAUUCACCAAGAAGGAUAUGCUCAAAGCCACUAAGGACAUGUCUGGAGGAUGGCGUAUGCGUGUUGCUCUGGCCAAGGCUCUGUUCGUCAAGCCCACGCUUCUUUUGUUGGACGAACCUACCAACCAUUUGGAUCUCGAGGCGUGUGUGUGGCUAGAGGAUUACCUCUCCAAGUACGACCGUAUUUUAAUCCUCAUCUCCCAUUCCCAGGAUUUCUUGAACGGAGUCUGCACCAACAUCAUGAACCUGAACCACAAGCGCAAGCUGGUCAACUAUGGUGGUAACUACGACACCUAUGUGAAGACCCGUGCCGAGUUGGAGGUCAACCAAAUGAAGGCCUAUGUGAAGCAGCAAGAGGAAAUUGCUCAUAUCAAGAAGUUCAUUGCUUCUGCCGGUACCUACGCCAACUUGGUCAGACAGGCAAAGUCCAAGCAGAAGAUUAUCGACAAGAUGGAGGCUGCUGGAUUGGUGGAGAAGGUAGAUCCACCCAUGUUGUUCAAGUUCAAGUUUUCGGACACCGACAAGUUACCUCCUCCUGUGCUGGCGUUUGACGACGUCGGUUUUGCCUACUCGGGGAAUAUCAAGGAUGCUCUCUACCGGGGAGUUGAUCUUGGUAUCGAUAUGGAUUCGCGUGUUGCGUUGGUCGGACCGAACGGAGCAGGAAAGUCGACUUUGCUCAAGUUGAUGACCGGAGAGCUGACGGCGACCGAGGGCCGAAUCCAGCGCCAUAUGCAGUUGAAGCUGGGCAAAUACAACCAGCACUCGGCCGAUCAACUGGAGAUGGACCUGUCACCCAUUGACUACCUGCGCAAGAAGUUCCCUGAUUUGCAACAGGAUAUUGAUUACUGGCGCCAGCAGAUUGGUCGUUAUGGAUUGACUGGAUCGCAUCAGACAUCGCCCAUCGGACACCUCUCGGAUGGACUCAAGACACGCUUGGUGUUUGCCGAGCUGGCAUUGUCGAGGCCUCAUAUGUUGUUGCUGGACGAGCCUACGAAUCAUUUGGAUAUGGAGUCGAUUGAUUCGUUGGCGGAAGCGAUCAAGAACUUUUCGGGAGGCGUCGUGUUGGUCUCUCACGAUUUCCGUCUGUUGAAGGAGGUUGCGGACCAGAUUAUUGUUGUCGACAAGGGCGUGUCUGUCUUUGACGGGACCAUUGCUGAGUACAAGAAGAUCCUCCAGAAGAAGUCGCGUGAGAGCACCAUCAACUAG
Messenger RNA from Linnemannia hyalina, 1854 nucleotides. Lineage: Eukaryota; Fungi; Mortierellomycota; Mortierellomycetes; Mortierellales; Mortierellaceae. The record is from the annotation of a GenBank genome assembly.